CGGUACGUGUAGUUCGUAGGAACGUGUCAUUCCUACGCGUCCCGUACAUUCUAUCGGGAAUAUAUACUUAGAAAAUUCAGUGUUAACGAGUCGGGUAGUUCGAGAGAAUCAACUGGUUGCAGGAACAAUAAACAGAUUGAAGAUCCUCCGGUGCUGUUGAUCGACUGGUAUUUUUGAGACCAUGGAGAGUACUUUGACAGAAUUCGAGGAAAGUGUGUCCUUCGACAUCGAUGACCCGGACUUUGCCCCAUCGAAUCCUUGCACUGUUGCUCAUAAUGUUCUGCGCAGUAUACAACUCAGCGAUAUUACAUUUGGCGUCAAUAAACUCGUAACGCAUCAAACUAGCAGUAUGUCCGUAACUACGACUGUGCAACCAGCUACCGAGAGCCUAUCUCGCCAUGGGAGCAACAUCUCACUGUCCUGCCAUAGUUCGUGCGGGAGCGUGGACGAUGGCCUCCAAGGAUCUCAUCCUCAGUACCAGGACACGAUCCUUACAAUCGAGGAACUUCGUGCUCAACUCAACUCUUGCUUUACAUGUGGGGUUUCGUGGAGCGAAGAACACGUCUCUCUCGACUGCAGCGAGUGCGGUGGAUACUCCCUUCAACGGCCGUGCCCACUUUGCGAUGGACGUUGCCGCACCUCGUGGAAACGCGACCUUACCAUGUCCCACGCGAGUGGCAAGGCAAGGUGGAUCGGUGAAUGCGGGCUCAGUUGCGGUCCCUCCAGUGAAGAGCCGUUAAUACCAGCGUUGGAAAAGCUACGAGCCACCUCGUGAACGGUGUCCACCGACGAAUGUAUAAAGAGACGUCGUCGUUGUGUACCGUCAACCAUGCACAAGACUUAAUCCAUCACCAUCCAUAUAUCGUCACCCCACCACCAUUGUGCGAGUCGGAAAAUACGUGUGAAUGUGGAUUCUGGAUGCAUAGAUGAUACAUUAUGUUCCUGAGGAGCGAGGACGGGACCCGGAUCACAUCUCUGAGACAAUGAACAACACCGCUCUUCUCUCCUAAAGGCUUCCUGCUGUUCGAUGAUGCAUUACCAUGAUGAAACGGUAUCGAUUAUGAGCCGGAACGUACUUUCGCCGUUUCCGGACGUCAACCUUGACCACUUAAUAAGCGGCAUCACCUGAAUUAAAAAAAAGAAAAGCAAAAUAGAAAGAUUAUAACUAAAGCGGAAUUAUCGCUACUGACGAUCUGUUGAUGACUUUUCUAUUAUCGCCGUUACGAGAGAGCAUACCCGAUUCGAGCAGCUUGGAAGUAGUGGGAUAACCGAAUACGUACAGCAUACGGACAGCAUUAGAGAGAAAGAGAGAGAUUCGCGUCAUAAUUGAGAACUGCUCUUUACGCAGGUAUAUUCUUUCGUGACAGCGGGUUAUAUGGUGCAUCGUAUCAAGGGUCGACAAUGCAAUACCACGCUCGAUGUUGUUGUAUUAUUGUAAAUCUCGAAUCAUUGUUCAUUUCAUUUGAAAAGUAUACAAUAAUCACUGGUCAUUUUAAAAAUACGAUCGGGUCGUGGAAAUUGUUUUCAAAAAUAAUUGGAAACAGUAAACCGGUAGAAUUGAGAAACGAUGAGGAUUACAUAUAGUCGCUUGAUCGAUCAACAUCGAUCGAGUUGUUCGAAUCGUGUAUAUAUUCACGAACAUACGUGUUGCUGCCAUGAAAUGUUUCGAUAUUUCGAUGCACGGACUAGCGAGGAAAUACUUACGCGAAGUGGUAGUAGAGUACGAAAUACAAAUAUGUAGUUAAAAGAGCACGCACGCGCGCGUGUAUAUCAUUACGUUUUACGGAUCUGUAUUAGGUAUUCCCACGUUUAGCUUGUAUCGAAAAAUUACAUUUUUAGAUGUAUAUAUACUUUUUUUUUAAAUUAGUGAACGAUACGUUUUUGGUCUCGAAAGAUAAGUGCACAAUCUUACGCGAUUAAAAAAACCAAUAAAAAAACGUUUCUUUCAUCAGAACCAAUUUGGCGCAAAGUUGAUAUCUUGGACUAAAAAUGGAUUUCAGAAGAUUUUGAAAUAAAGAAUGACAAUGAUAAAUCUUAUAAUGGCACACAUGUUUAUCGAUAGAUUGUGCGAAAUACUCGUUAUCUAAAUUUGUAAUUAGGAGUCCCAGUAAAUCGGAGGGACAUAUUGAUUUCAUAAAAAAAUAACUAAUUUGGCUAUUGAUUUAAAUUGAGUGAACUUUUCAAAUGUAUACGAUAAAAAUACGCGAAUUAUACGGUUAACUAAUCGUUUUAUAGAAGAAUAUUUUAAAACUUUGUGUACCAUAAACGAGAUACAUCUUUUCCUACGAUUAUAUUUCUAAAAGUUGAUGCUAAGUGCCAAGAGCCAAAUAAAAAUUAGCCUAAGAUGCAGAAUCGUAAGAAAUACCGAUCAAAGCAUAGGAACUAUAAUAGUUAUUGUUGAUUAAACUUCUUUUUACAAUAUGUUGCAAACACGUACGGCGCGAGAGCGAAGAGAAACACGUACAACUUCGAAUAAUUGUACGUACGUGCAGUCAUCUCGUUGUAAAGUGCGAAUGAAAAUAAUGUAAAAAAAAAUAGUUAACAAGACGUCACUCUAUUUACUAUUUUCCACUUACAUAUAUGUACGUAAUGAACAUGUUUCUACUCGGUUUUAGUUUUAGUUGAACGCAUACGUAUGUAGUUCACGUGAAAGAAUAAGCAUUUAAAUUGGUGCCAGUGGUUUUGUCAGGUUUUGUACAGUUUCAUUCUUUUUUCUAAGCGAUCACACUGAAAACAUUUGUAAUAUUUUUUUCGUAAAGAAAAAAGCGAUUGUUUUAAUUCGUGCGCCAUUUAUUUUAUAAAGAUAUCUAUGUAUUCUUUGAUUGACUGGUGUAAUGUUUCGUAUGUGAGAACAUGUUCAUCAAGUCCAUGCUCAUUUUUAAAUUAAAAGUACUGUAACUCGUGAA
Molecule: messenger RNA, 2906 nt
Organism: Ceratina calcarata
Lineage: Eukaryota; Metazoa; Arthropoda; Insecta; Hymenoptera; Apidae
Gene: Pino
Product: protein pinocchio
Exons: 6
Coding region: 182-775 (197 amino acids)
Source: RefSeq, a predicted model, not a curated record